Messenger RNA from Carassius gibelio (silver crucian carp), 1403 nucleotides. RefSeq names its product probable endonuclease 4. The coding region runs from base 334 to 1335 and encodes 333 amino acids. The transcript has 8 exons. NCBI's taxonomy places the organism in Eukaryota, Metazoa, Chordata, Actinopteri, Cypriniformes, Cyprinidae. Gene Ontology annotation, molecular function: phosphoric diester hydrolase activity; DNA binding; DNA-(apurinic or apyrimidinic site) endonuclease activity. The record is from RefSeq and is a predicted model, not a curated record. Gene Ontology annotation, biological process: base-excision repair. Gene Ontology annotation, cellular component: nucleus; mitochondrion.
UGCUGCUAUCCGUCUGUGAGCCUGCAGUCGGCAGGGCAGAGUUGUCGGACAGGGGCUCCCUUCACCCACCCAUUUCCUCCGGUGCAGUAUAUAAUAUUAACGUUACAGACCUUCCAUACGUCAGCUAUUCGAACGAUUCGUGCAAAAACAAGUAUUUAACGGCAAAACUUUGUAUGUCGUAUGCUUUUGUGGUCCGUUACCCGAAUUAGCUAGUUUGUUAGCAAGAUAAAAUUGACACAUACUAAACGUAAAUCUCAGGUAGUUUUGUUUAAUUCCCCCAAGAAGCCGCCGAUUAUUUGCAUACGGAUCACGAGAAAAAUCUAAAGGAAGAAUAUGGCCCCAAGAAAGAAAGGCGAUAAGAAAAGGAAUACAGAGGAGGUUAUGGAAACAAAGGAGCAACAUUCUGGUGCUGAACCAUCAGAUAGCAGCAGUAGAGAAGAAAAAAUGGCACGGAAAAGGAAGAUAAAGCCAAAGAAAAAAUACAUAGGUGCUCACGUCUCAAUAUCAGGAGGAAUAUGGAAAGCAGUCGAAUCAAGUGUGGCCAUGGGAGGUCAUGCUUUUGCCCUUUUCUUGGGCUCCCAGCGCUCCUGGACGAGACCAGCCCUUGAUACAGCAGCUGCAGUUAAAUUUCAAGAAGCCUGUGCUCAACAUGGCUUUGAUUCGAUACACAUCCUUCCACAUGGAUCUUAUCUGAUGAACUGCGGUUCCCCCAAAGAAGACGUGUUCAGUAAGAGCCAGACCAUGCUUGUGGAUGAACUGAGUCGCUGCAGUGCACUGGGCCUCAGCCAGUUUAACUUUCACCCUGGAGCUUCUAUAGACUCCACCCCAGAGAAAUGCAUGGAGAAAAUUGCCCAAGCUAUUAACCACGCACACCAGCAAACCCCUGCUGUCAUUACAGUACUUGAAAACAUGAGUGGUCAGGGCAGCACUAUAGGUGGGCAGUUCAGUGAACUGAGAAGUAUAAUAGACCGGGUACGUGACAAGACACGUGUUGGGGUGUGUCUGGACACUUGCCAUGCUUUUGCAGCAGGCUACGACAUAUCACCACCUGGAGGGGUGAAGAAUAUACUUGAUGAAUUUGAUCGUGUGGUCGGUUUGCAUUAUUUGAGAGCCAUUCACUUAAAUGACUCCAAAGGAAAAUUAGGCUGCCAUCUGGACCGCCAUGAAGACAUUGGAUGUGGCCAAAUAGGCAUCACUGCUUUCCGAGAAAUUGUUAAUGAGCCUCGACUGGAUAAUAUCCCUCUGAUUCUAGAAACACCUGGUCGACCAGGUUUUGAGUAUGCUGAACAGAUAGAGCUCCUUUACUCCCUUUGUGAAAAAAAGAAGAAGAAUUAAACAUCGGCUUGGUGCCGGCUUCCACAGUGGAGUUAUUAUUGGUGAAGCAUAAUAAAUGUUAAACAUUU